Messenger RNA from Equus quagga, 1727 nucleotides. It is a transcript of the gene NR2C2AP, whose product is annotated as nuclear receptor 2C2 associated protein. The record is from RefSeq and is a predicted model, not a curated record. The transcript is spliced from 7 exons. The coding region runs from base 421 to 1053 and encodes 210 amino acids. Lineage: Eukaryota; Metazoa; Chordata; Mammalia; Perissodactyla; Equidae.
GCGCCCCGCAUGUAGUGGCUUUUGGCGCCAGUCUUCCUCCAGUUCCACCGGGCAACUCAAUCGAGGGGCGCGGGCCCUUUAAGAGGCGAACACGGGGGCGGGGCUCAAGUCAAACCCCGCCCCGGGAGCGGAGGCGGGGCGGACCCGAGUCUCAGUGCGCCUGCGCAGUGUCCACGCGGUUCCGGGUCCAGCUCGUAGUUUCCGGAGCUGUUCGCAGAGAAACUGAGGUUCGGAGAGGGAGCGAUCGUCCCCGUAAGCCCACAGGAAACCUGUUUCCCUUCUUGGCCCUGCUGUGAAAGGCCUGACCCCUGGUCAUUGGCAGGUGAGGACGAGUAGGCUCAGAGACGUGGACAAGGUCGCGCCGCUGCGGCUGCGUCGGCGCCGGGAUUUGAACCCGGGACAGCCCAACUCAGACCUUCGAUGCCCUGUGGAGCCCAGAUGACCCACUCUUUGGUUUGUCCAGACACAGUGAGUAGGGUGAGUUCGGUGCUGAAUCGCAACACGAGGCAGUUUGGAAAGAAGCACCUGUUCGACCAGGAUGAGGAGACGUGCUGGAACUCGGACCAGGGCCCCUCCCAGUGGGUGAUACUGGAGUUUCCCCAUCGCGUCUGUGUCUCCCAGCUGCAGAUCCAGUUCCAGGGGGGCUUCUCCAGUCGCCGGGGCUGCCUGGAAGGCUCCCAGGGGAGUGAGGCUCUUGGCAAGAUUGUGGACUUCUACCCGGAGGACAACAACUCACUUCAGACCUUCCCUGUGCCAGCUGCUGACGUAGACCGGCUGAAGGUGACGUUUGAGGAUGCCACUGACUUUUUUGGCCGUGUGGUCAUCUACCACCUGCGGGUGCUGGGGGAGAAGGACAGGCAGAAGGUGGGCCAUGGACUGACUGAGGGCUGCGGAGGCACAGGCCAACCUGCAGCCUCCCCUUGGGGGCGAACUGGGGCCUCCCAGCCCUGGAAUCUGGAUGGAGGAUCCACUCGCACUGGGAAACGCAUGCCACUCCCAGAGCACAGCUGGGAAGACAGAGGCCCCCAUCCCAGAAACCUCAACUUCCCCUAAGUUUGUAAAUAUGCAUUUUGGAGGCUUUUCAGAGUCAUAAAAAUAUUUCUUAGCAAACAAUUGCCGAAUUGUGACUUUUAUGAAAAGACAAGAAGGGCUGUGAGAAAUGACUUCUGCCCCAAUAAACUCCUCGAAAGGAGGAGGGGAAAUUUCCUAAGCCCUCCAUUUCCCCCACGACCCUGAGGGUCGGUUCUAGUGAAGAUGCCCCCUUUUAUGGAUGGGGAAGCUGAAGGGGGAAGUGGAGAAUCAGCCUGGGGUCUGCCUGCGGCCCUGGCUCCCACACACCUCCUGCCACGGAGAGGGCUGCCCCCAUGGCCUCAGGCACAGUGGCCCAGCCUCCUCCCUCCUGGCGUCCUCACCCUGCCAGGCCUCUGAGUGCACUGUUCUUCCAGCCUGAACCAUCUCCUCCCUCCCCUUGGGUCCCCAGGAAGCCCUCCCUGCCCCCCACCCCUCCUUGGGCUGGGCCAGGGCUCCUUUGAGCCUCCCACCCGCAGUGCCCAGGUUGCCCUGAGAGCUGAGACUAGGACAUGCCCAGGCCAGGUGCACAGUGGCACUCGACAUUUGCUAACACAAACAUUCUCACUGCCAGCGUCUGACAGCCGAGGGGGAUGUCCCGUGUACCCCUCUGUGAUCACCCUGCCUCCAGCACCCUGUCACUGCCCUGCAUGUCUCAG